Teleopsis dalmanni is the source of this 1143-nucleotide messenger RNA. Its product is annotated as very-long-chain 3-oxoacyl-CoA reductase-like. The transcript has 6 exons. Lineage: Eukaryota; Metazoa; Arthropoda; Insecta; Diptera; Diopsidae. The record is from RefSeq and is a predicted model, not a curated record. Gene Ontology annotation, cellular component: endoplasmic reticulum. Gene Ontology annotation, molecular function: oxidoreductase activity. The coding region runs from base 1 to 1143 and encodes 380 amino acids.
AUGGCUCGUGACAAAUUAACAGAACAUGGUGAGGAGAACAUGGUAUAUUCAUCCACUGUAUAUCACCGACUAACAGUUGUUUUAGUUCUUUUCAAUACCACCGAAUAUAAUGCAGAAUAUACACCAACUAACUCUCUGUAUUCGGAUAUUUCUGACGACGUUUUAAGAACUGUGUGCAUUAAGCGUAUAAAUCUAAACGUGGCACUGCAUAGUUCUAUUUUAAUCACUAUUUGUGUGGGCAUUGUCUGCGUACAAAUUGUACGUCGAGUUUUGCCAUGGCUGUAUCUGAAUAUCUUUGGUCCCGUUCUGUUUGGACCAAGGAUCGAUUUACGCCGGUUAGGAGCUUGGGCUGUUGUAACGGGUGCCACCGAUGGAACUGGAAAAAGCUACGCCAAAGCGCUUGCUAAGAAGGGCAUUAAUGUGAUUCUCAUAAGUCGUUCACUAUCUAAAUUAGAAGCUGUAGCUAAAGAAUUAACUAAUGCUUAUAAGGUUCAAAUAAAAAUUAUUGAAAUUGAUUUCACUGAUGGUCCCCAAAUAUAUCAGACAGUACAGAAGAAUAUUGAAGGUCUCGAUAUUGGAGUACUUGUUAAUAAUGUUACCACGAGUUAUGCACAUCCCGAAUUCUUUCUCGAACACAUCACUCAGCAUCCCAAAUUUUUACGUGAUGUUAUAUCAGUCAAUAUACAUUCGGUUACUCAUAUGUGCGCUCUAAUACUACCCCAUAUGAUCGCCAAGAAAAAAGGUGUCAUCAUUAAUUUGUCAUCAACUGCUGCAGUUAUACCCAGCCCUUUACUUAGUUUAUAUGGCGGCACAAAAGCGUUUGUUGAUAAAUUCAGCAAAGACUUACAAACAGAAUAUCAGAGUCAAGGUAUUACAGUACAAAGUGUUCGACCAGACUUUUUAAUAACGCAUAUGGCGAAACUUCGGAAGACUACACAUCUCCCUUUAUCAGCAGAUUGGUACGUAUCAUCUGCUUUGAAAACAGUUGGCAUUGCUGGACAAACGACUGGGGACUCUCUACAUGCAAUACGUCUGUUGCGCUUUCAAUUCCUGAAUGCUAUAGUCGGUAAUCAGAUCGUUAGAAAUAUUAUUUUUAAUAUCAAUUUUUGUAUACGUAUUAUCGGUUUGAUGAUGCGCAGAUAA